UUCUGGACAGGACGACCUUUUUCGCAGCUUCUGACGGAUUUCGUUAAAGCGAUUCUGCUGAAAGGAGAUAAAAUAGUUGUUUGGGGUCCGAGACGGCGAUAGAGAGGCGUGUAAAGUGUGUAAAUAUUAUUUUGUGUUAAUUCCGUGCUGUCGUGUUUGGAGUUAGUGCUCGGUUUUGUUGAGCUAGUCACCUCAGUUAGCUUGUGACAGGAUUAGCUGCGUUGGCUAGCAACGCCAAUGAUCUAAGAGCGCGCGCGCGCGCGCCGUUUCACUGUUGUUGUUGUUGUUUUUGUUUAAUGCAUGCGUUUCUGAAUUAAUGCAUUGUGUAUUUGUAUCAUGCAUAUAACAGGUAUUUUAUAGUAUUAAUUGUCUAACCCUGGGGAUAAUGCUAACGUUAACAGAGAUGCUAGGUGACCCGUUGGCACAGGAUAGGACCAGGACUAAGCUAGCAUUUUGCUUAUGCACAUUUUUCUGAUUUAUCCGAAUUAAUAUUGUUUUGUUUUUUGCACAUAAAUAGAAUGUUUAUUUAUUGCCCAGCGAUAAAGCAACCUUGGUGCAUAGUUCUGUGAAUACAUUGCAGCUAUACUAUCAAGCAGAUAUCUCUUGGAGUUUUAAGUUAACAGAAAAAGGAUAAACUGAGCAGGUUUUGUGUUGUUGAUGCAUGAAAACUUCGCUGCAAAAUAAUGCAUCUUUAAUGCAUGGAUGUGCAGCGAGAGUGUAUGUCUUGAGAGAGAGUGAGGGGGAAAGUGUGUGUGCAAAGACACGCCACAUCGACAGGGUUGAUGAUGCACGCGCUGCUACUCGUGCAAACAAGGAAAUGAAAUAAGAGAGAAGGUACAGGAGGGAGGAAGGGAAAAAAACGCCAACUGUGCGGAAGGAGAGGAGACGAGUCGCGUCCACACACUCCUGGAGCGAGCGAGUGUGAGAGUUUGAAUGAAACCCGAGAAGAAUCCUGUUUCAGUCAAAUCUGCGCCGUUUUUUACACAAAUGACUGCGAAUUACUGAACUGUUCAGGCUCGCGCUGGUUUUAUUUUAUUUAUUUAUUUCCCUGUUCCUGUUCCCACGGUUCUGUUCGGUUCUGCCACGAUGGUCGGCUUCGGGGCGAAUCGGCGCGGAGGUCGGCUCCCGUCCUUCAUCCUGAUCGGUCUGAUGGUGCUGCUCGCGCUGCUCAGCUACAACUACUGGAGCGUGUCGCGGCAGCACAGGCGCGCGCUGGAUGAGCUGGCCGAGGUGCACGUGCAGGUGAAGCGCACGGACGCCGCGCGCAGCCGCCUGGAGAAGCGCAACUCCGAGCUCAUGCUGCAGGUGGACACACACCGGAGACAGAUAGACCAGAAGGAUGGUGACUACAGCGUGCUGGAGGGCAAACUGCAGGCACGGGACGCACUUGUGAAAAAGUGUACAGAUGAAAAGAUGAAGCUGCAGAAUGAACUCGAACAAAAGACCACUGAUAUUACACGACUGAAAGAGCAAGUGAAGGAGAUGAGGGAUGAGAUUAUCAGGCAGGAGGAGCAGCUGAGGGAGGUGAAGAAGAACAACACAAACCUCGAGAGGAAGAUGGAGUAUGAGAGCCUGCAGUGCGGCCAACAGAUGGCGCAGCUCAAAGAAGAGUUCGAAGAGAGCAGGAAGCGGCUGGAAGAAAAAGCUUCCAAAUUAAACAAGGAACCCGUGGAGGUACAUAAAACAGAUACAGUGGGAGCUCAGGCAGAGCACCGUGCAGUGACUACGGCAGAGCGCCACCCUGUGGGUGCACAGCAUCUUGGCAACACGGAUAUGAAAGAUGAGUUGGGGAAACCAGGAAGUGAUGCUGGAAUGCCUGGUAUUGAAGACGGUGAGGUGGGGGUAAAGGGAGAUGAAAUGCAGUUUGCUCUGAAGAAGCCAGCCAUCACUGCACAGCACGGGGAGCCGGCCGAGGGGGCAGUGGUGCCGCAGGACAAGCAGGCCGGAGCUGGAGCCGGAGCCGGAGCCGGUCCUGAUGUUGGUGCCGAUGCUGCUAUUGUGACCGGUGCGAGAGCAGGAGGUGGAGCUGGAGAGGAAACUGGGGUCAACGCUCCACGUGGCUUCCCUCUGGACCGCCCCGAGCUGCCCCAGGAUGGAGGUGUUGGAAAAGGACUCCCGCCGAUCCAGCAACAGGUCCCUCAGCCGCUCAUGGACAAACCCGCGGUGCUAAAUGAGGGCAACAAGGCGGCCGUUCAAGCGGACGAGUUCGGCGAGCAGCGGCGCCAAAUGAGAGAUCCUGAUAAUCCUGGAGCGGCACUGCCUCCUCCCCCGAAUCCUGCUCAGGUUCUGCCCAACCCCAUCGACCCUCAGAGAGACGCCCAUGCCCCCGCCGCACCACUCCGACACCGACAGAGCCGCUUCUUUGACGAAAACGAGUCCCCCGUAGAUCCGCAGCGCACCUCCAAGCUGGCGGACUACAACGGGGACGACGGCAACGUGGGCGAGUACGAGGCCGACAAGCAGGCCGAGCUGGCUUACAACGAGGAGGAGGACGGUGACGGCGGCGAGGAAGACGCCCAAGAUGACGAUGACCGCGAGGUCCCAGGAGAGCGCGGCGUGGACUACGGCAAGCGACACCAAGCAAUCGACAUCCUGUAGCCUUCAUCCACAGUCUCGGACGUCUCCUGCCGUAUUCACACGCGCAAGACUGGAUUAGAGAAAAAUAACAAUAUUAACAUGAGUUAAAGAAGAAUUACUUGAACCUGCGUCGUAGCCGGAGCUGUAUUUCAGCGCAGCGUUGAUGCAGAUGUUUUCCGUUCAACUUUGAAGAAGGAUUUGACUUUCUAUGAAUGACUUAAAGUUAAUUUCAAUCUUAAUUUGAAGGACGUGUAAAACAACUCGUGUGCCCGUGUGUAUAUAAUUAAUAUGUACAUUAGAAAGUUUUUUUUUUCUGUUAAAAGAAUUCUGUAUGCAUUUUUUUUGUUUCUGUUUUAAGUCUGAAUCAGGCUUUUCAAUGAACACGCGCCUGCUGAUGAGUUUGUUUUCGGUUUUUAUUUUAACUUUUUUUUUUUUUUUUUUUCCUCAAAGUAAGGUUGUAGCAUUCUGGCCUUCAGUCUUCUAGAGAAAGAAGCUAAAGCCACAUCAGAAGGAGAUAAAUUCAGAGGACACACUGCAUGGAAACCUUUUCCUUUUUUAUUUCUUCAUUCUUUUCUUUUUUGAGACACUUUUGAAUAAUAAAUUGUUCAAGACUUUUAAUAGUCAUUUUAAA
This is a messenger RNA of Clarias gariepinus (North African catfish), 3208 nucleotides long. It is a transcript of the gene golm2, whose product is annotated as golgi membrane protein 2. The record is from RefSeq and is a predicted model, not a curated record. NCBI's taxonomy places the organism in Eukaryota, Metazoa, Chordata, Actinopteri, Siluriformes, Clariidae. The transcript has 11 exons. The coding region runs from base 1087 to 2598 and encodes 503 amino acids.